CGCGUGGGGCCGGGCCGGGGUUACGAGCGAAUGACGAUAUCACAAACAAUCGCUGAUAGAGGGCGCUAUCACACACAGACUGCAUGCUAUCCUUCAUCCCUUCAAUCAACCCGCACCGGAAAGCAUCUGCCUGCAUUUUGUACUUAAUUAGCUGUAAAAAAGCAGAGUUUUUCAUUUUUCCCCCUUAUGGUAAAAACCUUCACUUUCCACAUAUUUUCGACUGCUGGUGAAAGUUCGUGCAUCAAAGGAUACGAUCUGAGAGAAGCCUUACAGGACCUCGGCAUGUCAUCUCUCUAUGCACGACGCAUGGCACGCCUGAGUGCCCGUAUUUUUGGGGAUGUUUUCAGACCAACCACCUCUCAGUCAAUGAAAGUUGUACAACUAAUGAGAGAGAAACCACGAGAACACAAACCAGAGGUUACAGAGUACUACCCACCGCACACCGAAGUCUACAAGAUGAUGAGAAGGCUCCAGUUUGUGGGACUUUACAGGGAUGAACAUGCUGAUUUCCGUGCUGAGAUGAGGAGAGUUGCUCGUCUUAAAGGGAAGGCCCCGCCCAAAAAAGGAGAGGGCAAACGAGCAAUGAAGAGAAAAUGAUCAGCCAAUUUGGCAAGCAUUGAACCUUACAAGUCUUAGAUGGAUGCAAGGAGACUGUUAAUCAUCCACAUAUGGAUGUACAAGUACUAAGAGUUUGAUCAAGGAUGUGUCAGAGAUGAAUGACAAAGUCUGUAUCUGACCUUAGUUUGCAGAUGCAGUCUUUGUGCUGCAAUAAAUGCAUGUAUAUAGAGGAGUUAUGUCUUACAAAUUAUCAAGGCCAGUCAAAAAAAAAAAUCAGCAAGUUUUCUCGUCCCCGUCCACUUUUCUCUCCCACAAAGAUGCAAAAAAGCUUCUUUUUUGGGGGUGUGAUUUAUUUGGAUGUUUCGGAUUUCAUGUAGGCCUACUUUCUAAAACAGCCAUUGUUUCCAGACAAUUGUUUCGAAACAGUGUUAGUUUCAGGUAAGAUCUCCCCCCCCCCCCCCCCCCCGACUCCUGUCAACAGCAUUUAAACACCUUUUUUCCCUGCCCGGCAAUUUGGGUACUUUAAUUAAUCUGAUUUGGCAGAGACAUCAACCAACUAUUGUAGAUUUGGGCCGAACAUGAACUUCUCAUGUCAUCAUAACCUCAUCAUGUGUCACAUGACAUCACAUACAUGUAUGUGUCCAAUUGCUUGUAACUUGGUAUGACCAUGCAGGUAUACCACAAAGUGAAAAUCCACACUCAUUGGAGGGCUCGUAAUUUUGAAUCUAAUUGUCUUAUGAUGAAGUCAUUCAUAUAGACCUUUGGGAAAUUUAGUUAGCUACGUUUUGAUAUCCCAUUUGCUACUAAAGACUGUAUAUCAUCCAAGAUUGACAACAAUUUAUGAAAAAUGCUGCAUUUUGAAAACUUUUCAAACUGCAUAAUUUUUCAAAAACUGUUGUUAGUGUUGGAUGAUU
This is a messenger RNA of Patiria miniata (bat star), 1472 nucleotides long. Its product is annotated as 28S ribosomal protein S33, mitochondrial-like. The record is from RefSeq and is a predicted model, not a curated record. Gene Ontology annotation, cellular component: mitochondrion. The transcript has 3 exons. Bases 187 to 597 code for a protein of 136 amino acids. Lineage: Eukaryota; Metazoa; Echinodermata; Asteroidea; Valvatida; Asterinidae.